AUGGAAGCAGUCAUUGAAAGUUUUAAAAAUUUAAAAAUGGAUUUAACCAUCCCCGAUAAUGGAUUAUUAAUUGCCUAUAUUAGUAUUUGGAUCAUGGCAAUUGUUCCAAUUUAUAUUGGUUCUUUCUUAUCAUUAAAAGAAACAAAAAGUGAAUCAAUGAGCAUGAGCGAUGCAUAUACAUUCCCAAUAAUUGGUAGUGUUUUCUUAUUUGGUUUAUACUUAUGUUUCAAAUAUUUUGAUAAAGAUUUAAUUAAUUUAAUUUUAUCAUAUUACUUUUUAUUAAUUGGAGCAAUUGCAAUGACAAAUGUAUUAUCAUCAUUAUUCAAAUAUAUGUUUGUUGGAUCAAGUGGUAGUGGUAAAAACAAGAAACAAAAUGAAGUUAAACCAUUAAUUUCCUUCAAAAUUCCAGCCAUUAAAUUCAUUACAGAUGCAAAAGAUGUUAAAAUCGAUAUUUACGAUAUCGUCUCUUUCAUCUUUGCAAUUGGUUUCUCACUUUGGUAUAUCAAAACUAAACAUUGGAUUGCAAAUAAUAUUUUUGGUCUUACUUUUUCAAUUCAAGGUAUUAGUUUCAUUAGUUUAACUGAAUAUUCUGUUGGUGUUAUGUUAUUGGUUGGUUUAUUCUUUUAUGAUAUUUUUUGGGUAUUUGGUACAGAUGUUAUGGUUACAGUAGCUAAAAGUUUUGAUGCACCAAUUAAAUUACUUUUCCCAAAGGAUAUUUUUGCAGAUGUUUAUCAAUUUUCAAUGUUAGGUUUGGGUGAUAUCGUUUUACCAGGUAUCUUUAUCGCUUUAUUAUUACGUUUCGAUAGACAUAUUCAUCAAGAAAGCAGAUCAAAAGGUCCAAUGAAAAAAACUUAUUUCAAUUCAACUUUAAUCGCUUAUGCUUUAGGUUUAUUCACUACAAUUUUCGUUAUGCACACUUUUAAAGCUGCUCAACCUGCAUUAUUAUAUUUAGUACCAUUCUGUGUUGGUUCAUCAAUGAUUGUCUCAGCUAUUAAAGGUCAAUUCAAAAAAUUACUUUGGUCAAAUUUAGAUACUGCCAAAGACAAUACUAAAAAAACUAACUAA
Molecule: messenger RNA, 1065 nt
Organism: Dictyostelium discoideum AX4
Lineage: Eukaryota; Evosea; Eumycetozoa; Dictyosteliales; Dictyosteliaceae
Product: peptidase A22B family protein
Exons: 4
Coding region: 1-1065 (354 amino acids)
Cellular component (GO): endoplasmic reticulum membrane; membrane
Molecular function (GO): aspartic endopeptidase activity, intramembrane cleaving
Source: RefSeq, a predicted model, not a curated record